Messenger RNA from Planococcus citri (citrus mealybug), 3521 nucleotides. Its product is annotated as echinoderm microtubule-associated protein-like 2. Gene Ontology annotation, molecular function: microtubule binding. Gene Ontology annotation, cellular component: mitotic spindle. Lineage: Eukaryota; Metazoa; Arthropoda; Insecta; Hemiptera; Pseudococcidae. The transcript is spliced from 20 exons. Gene Ontology annotation, biological process: microtubule cytoskeleton organization. The record is from RefSeq and is a predicted model, not a curated record. Bases 374 to 3088 code for a protein of 904 amino acids.
AGUACUCGCGAGUACUGUUGCAACCCUAUUAUACGAGUACGCUCAUUUCCGUCAGCUGAUUACCUACCGCCGCGCCUUGCCGGAUUAUUGAUCUGUUUUCAUGCUGCCGGCGACUCUCGAUUCAUUUUCCCGAUGUAUUGCAACCUGGGACUAUGCACCCGGUCGCGUUUUGUUUUCGGUUUUCUUUCGUGUCGUCGUUGUCGUGGAGGUGGUGGUGGUGUUGUUUCGACGGUUCCAAAUCGUACUCACGAUGAAAUUUUUUUCCAGCCAUGAGCACCAGCCAUGGGUAAUUACGUAAUUAAAACAUAGUGAUCGGUAAUUAUUCGUACUCGUAGAUGUUGUAGUGAUCGAAAAAAAAAAGAACUGGAACCGAAUGUUGACUGAUAUAAUGGUUAUGCAAUGUGUCGCAGAGAACGACGAUUCGUUAUCGACUGUGGUUAGCAAUGCUUGGCAUGAUAUGAUUGAGACUGAAAAUGAAUCGCUGCGAGAACGAGUCACCGAUCUGGAGAAGAAAGUUUUGGAACAAAAUGACGAAAUCGUUUGCCUUCGAUCGACCUUAGCUGACGUAUUGAGAAGAUUAACCCAACUCGAAGGAUCCAGAUCACUGAGCACGCCUCCGGCCAAAAAUGGACUAUAUCGAAACGUAAAUCAACACAUAGGUAAUCAUCACACGUUGAGCUCCGGCGGCAUUCGAGAUGGCGGACUGCGGUAUCGACCACAUUCUGAAAUUAUAUCGAAUAGAGAACCAGUUCGCAGAGUCGCUAGUCAUUCUUCAUCAUUACCACAAAGGAAAGGAAUCCAUUAUCAGUCGACUGGUUCAUUGCAUUCAGAUUCGCACAGCUCGAGUAGCGUUUCGCCGAUCCCAAUGUCACCGACACCUUCGCCAACCAGACCGACGACAGGAAAUUGCCUAAAACCACCGACCCCUAUACCGUCCACCAAUCUGUAUAACUCGAAGAAAUGGAGUUCCACCGGAGACUUCAACAACGCAGCUUAUGCCAACGUUUCUCCUACGACGACCAAUAAUAGACUAAGUACAAAAUCAUUAUUUAACUUGCAUAUGCGUCCUUUACCGUCGCAGAAUCUCACUGCUCAUUUAAAACAUGGGACUCGAGACACGUCUUACAACUCGGAGGAAGGUAGCCUGCGGAUGUACUUAAGGGGCCGUCCGAUCUGCCUGUACGCUCCGACCGAAGUAAUGGAUUCGUACGAUAUAUCCAAGGUUUCCACCGCACCGCAAUCUAGACUGAAAUUAGAAUGGGUCUAUGGUUAUAGAGGUAAAGACUGCCGCUCGAAUUUGUACUUAUUGCCGACCGGUGAAAUCGUCUACUUUGUGGCCGCCGUCGUCGUGCUGUAUAAUUCCGAAGAACAAAGCCAAAGGCAUUAUUUGGGGCAUACCGACGAUAUCAAAUGUUUGGCCAUCCAUCCUAACAAGCUGUUAGUGGCGACCGGUCAAACAGCAGGACAUGACGUCAGAGAAGGCAAACCUCAUAUACGUAUAUGGAAUUCUGUCAGUUUGGCCACCGUUUGUAUCAUCGGAUUAGGUGAAUUCGAAAGGUCAAUUAGUUGUUUAUCAUUUUCAAAAGCGGAUGGCGGAACUUUAUUGUGUGCUGUUGAUGAAGCUAACGAUCAUAAUAUUUCGAUAUGGGAUUGGCAGAGGAGUGACAAAGGGCAUAGAAUUACCGAAACUAAAUGCUCAAUGGAUACAGUUGUGGCUGCUGAAUUUCAUCCGUUGGAUAAAAACAGCAUCGUUACCUGUGGCAAGAACCAUAUCAGUUUCUGGACCCUGGAUGCUGGUGGUACCUUGUACAAAAGACAAGGACUAUUCGAGGGUAGUCGAGAUCGUCCCAAAUACGUAACUUGUUUGGCGUUCACUCAACAAGGAGAUGUUCUGUCUGGUGACUCGAAUGGAAACGUGAUCGUUUGGGCCAGAGGUAAAAAUACCAUCGUGAAGGUGGUGAAAAAUGUACACGAAGGAUCGGUGUUCUCGAUCUGUGUACUGAAAGAAGGCAGUAUUAUUUCCGGAGGAGGUAAAGAUGGCCGAAUUGUUCAAUUCGAUGGCAAUCUACAAUCUACAGGAUUCGAAGCUCAAAUCGCCGAACAUUUGGGAGGUAUUCGUGCCUUAUCCGAAGGCAGAGGAUCCCAACUGUUGGUCGGAUCUACCAGGAAUUGUAUCCUGAUGGGUUCCUUAUCACUUGGAUUCAGUCCUGUGGUACUGGGACAUACCGAUGAAUUGUGGGCACUGGCUGCCCAUCCCGAUUUACCCCAGUUUUUGACCGCCGGUUUCGAUAAUAUCGUCCAGUUAUGGGAUGCUAUGUCCCAUACUGUUGUCUGGAGCAAGGAUAUUGCGGAACAAGUGCAAUCGGCUGCGUUCUCGAUCGAUGGAAGCGUCGUGAUUGUCGGAUGCGUAUCUGGUAAAUGGCUUGUGAUGGACUCGGAAACUCGAGAAAUCUACUCAGUACAUUCGGAUGGUUCCGAACCCAUCCAGGUCGUGAAAUUCUCACCCGAUGGUAAACUGUUAGCUUUAGGCUCUCGAGAUAACUACGUUUACAUUUAUCACGUCGGAGACGAUGCUAGAAAAUACAGCAGAGUUGGAAAAUGCUCGCCGGAAAGGAGACGCAGGAAAAUCUCUUUUGCUACUAUUAUGGGUCAUUCGAGCUUUGUAACUCAUCUGGAUUGGUCCCAAGAUGGUCAAUACCUGAGGAGUAAUUCUGGCGAUUAUGAACUCCUUUACUGGAACGCCGGAAUUUGCAGACAAGUACCUCAAAGUACGCAGCUACGAGAUGUGACGUGGGCCAGUAACUCGUGCACCAUUAGUUUCCAAACUGUGGGUAUUUGGCCCGAAGGAGCCGACGGGACCGAUGUAAAUGCCUGCGAAGUGUCGCACGACAGAAAAGUGCUCGCAACUGGGGAUGAUUUUGGUAAAGUGAAGCUGUACUCGUAUCCAGUGUCUCAACCCAAGAGCUUACCCCAUGUUUAUGGAGGCCAUAGUAGUCAUGUUACUAAUGUUACAUUCCUGCACGACGAUAUGAGAUUGAUAUCGAUUGGAGGCAAUGAUACUAGCGUACUCCAAUGGGAUAUUAAUUAAGAGAUGUUUGUCGAGUUAUUUGCGCACGAGAUUUUUAUUCCAUAAAUUAUUAUUAUUUUUUUUUUGUAUGUGAGUGAUUAGAAAAUUGUUCAUUUGCUACAAAACGCUGCAAAAUACGUAUCAAAAAGUCGAGCACAAAUUUAUACCUAUCUAUAUUUUUCCUUAUUAUACAUAGUUGAGAUUAAUCAGUAUUACCGGAACGAAAUCAAUGUGUUAAUUAUUGUGUCAGGGAUUUUGGGAUUUGAUUUCUUUUUGUUUUUUCAUAUUCGCAGUUGCCUUCCAGUUUUGAAAAUUUCACUCUUUAUUUUAUACCUACGGUUAUUUUAUCAAAUUAACUGUGUGUAACGUUUUCUUUUUUGUUAUGUGUAUUUAUACGUAGAAUUUCUCUCGAUGGAUUUAUUUCUUUUUUUGUAUAUUAAAAUAAUGAAGAAUA